UUAAGGAUAUAAUGAAUUAAGUAAAAAAUAAUAAAAUGGCACCAUACGUAAAAAAGAAGAGUAGAAAAUCAAUAUAUGACGUUCAAUGCAUAGAGCAUAAAUAAAUGAAAUAAAAGAAAAAUUAGAUAGAUCUGCCUUACCGAAACACAU
Messenger RNA from Nezara viridula (southern green stink bug), 150 nucleotides. Lineage: Eukaryota; Metazoa; Arthropoda; Insecta; Hemiptera; Pentatomidae. The record is from the annotation of a GenBank genome assembly.